CCUCGCACCUUUCCCAUUCCGUUCCAUCACUGCAAUAUUAUUCUAUUUCUAUGGCUGUGGCUGAAGCUCAUCCCCAUCUCAACCCCAAAACAAAGCACUUUAUACACACUAGUAGCUUCUCAUUACCCACAUAUAGUGCUGUGGACCCCCCCUCUGUUGAAUCACUUCGUGGGUCAUUUCUCUCUCUCUCUCUCUCUCUCUCUCUCCGUUCUAAAAUUUACUGAUGCGUAUGCAUGCAUAUACCGACCUACCAAUUGGUCUACAGCUGUUCCUUCUGAAUAUCUUGUCUGUUUUUUGACUUACCAAUCACCCAAUUGACCUAGGCUUAUGAUCACGUAUUGUCUAUCUGUUAUUGUUUAUUUUUGUCAUGUCAGAUUGGUGGCAGUUUAUGAGGUGGGUCGUUUUUUAAAUUCUUGGCUGUGAUGGUAUGAUCUACUACAUUAGUUUUUAGGACUACAUUAGUUAUUAGGCGGUGCCUUCCGUAUGAAAUUCCAUGUUUGGCUUCGACUUUAUGGCCUAAAUUUCUAAUAUUCAUGCAUUCAUUUGACUUGGGAGCGGCAGCCUAAGUGCAAUUGGCGGGUCAUUUGAGUCUUCAGGAGCUAAAAUUAGGUCAUUCAUAGGUAAUGUUAAUCUGCCAAUAAGCAGCUGGGAAAGUUAACACUGAUAGGUUAGCAAAGUUACCACAAUGGAAAGGGCUACUAUUUGGUAGGUAGGGACAAAAAGGGGCCAUGUGGGUUGCAGAGUGUGGUGGUAUUUACGAUCCUAAUUUCCUAGAUAAUAUGUAUAGGGGUUUUGUCAUGUGUAUAUAUAAGUUCUUGCCACCCUCCAAUUGCAAGGCUAUUUGGUGAGUUAUACUCAAGGAUACGUAUCAUUUUUAUCAUAGUUAGACUCAUGCAAUUUGCUGUUGGAUUUGCAUGUGUUUUUCUAUUUAAUAAAAUUUCUUUGAGCUGUCGGUGUCGAUGGCUCAUUUACCCACCAACCUAGUUGAAAGUUAUGCUUGUAGCAGCGAUGGAUUUAGAAGAAUAAGGAUUAGUCAUAGCUGAAAGUGAUAUUCCAAUAAAUAUAAUAAAGAACUCUUUGUUGGGUACUUACCCAAAAAAAAAACUCUUUGUUGGUUUUAUUUGCAUUUUCAACCAUACCAUGUGCUUGUAUUUACAUGAAAAAAAGGGUGAGGUGGGAGGACCAUUGAGUCCUUGUUUUGCAACUUGAGGUUGUGGAUGCUUGUCUGAUAAGACUGACCAUUUUUUUUUUGUCCUUUCUAUUUGGUCCUAGUACGAAUCUCUUUGUAUUGGGUAUCCAACAAGUCUGUUGUCACACCACCUUCUAUUGCAAUGCCCCUAUUGACCUCUUAUUUAGCAUACUAAGAUUAGCUGCAGAAUACAUGCUUGUUUGACCGCUUGCAUUCUUGAUAUUCGUGCUUCCGAGCUUCUGUUGCCUAUUUUCGAAUACAGGACGAUGAAAACUAGGAGUGGAAAGCGCUCUGAGCAGCCCUUUUGGCCUUCUAUAGUGAUGAAGAAAUGGCUAAAUAUCAAACCCAAAAUGCAUGAUUUCAGCGAAGAUGAAGUUGACACCGAAACUGAGAGUGAGGAUGAUGCUUGUUCUCUUAAAGACGAAAGAGUGCACGUGGGUGAGGAUCAUGCCUGCAGAAUACAGGGGAGCCAAUCUGCAUGCGCAAGUCAAACUUCAAGAACACCUUUGAAGGGCGAUAAGUUGGGACACAGGCGAGGAAAAUCAGAAACUCUGCGUCGUCAGUAUAUCAACACAAAGGAUGUGAGGCUGAAUAUAGGCACCUGGAAUGUGGCUGGAAGGCUUCCAUAUGACAAUCUCGAGCUUGAUGAGUGGCUUUGCGUGAAUGAGCCAGCUGAUAUUUACAUCCUUGGUUUCCAAGAGGUGGUUCCCCUAAAUGCUGGGAAUGUACUUGGAGCAGAGACUAGAAGGCCAAUUCUGAAAUGGGAAUCAAUUAUCCGUAGGACAUUGAACCAAUCUUCGGAACCUGAGAGCAUGGACAGAUGUUACAGUGCACCAACUUCUCCUGUAUUGGGGAGUUCUGCGGCUGAUUUUCUCUCUGACGAGAUUGAUGAUCCUUCAUCUGAGAUAUUGGGUGAGGUGGAUAUAGACACAGCUAAUUAUAGUGAAUCCAACAUGCACAAAGUGAAUGGAAUUGCCAGUAUGGGAAACAAACUACGUUUGAAGAGAAUAUAUGGCAUUGAUGGUGAUAGUAGGUUAGACUGGCCUGAACAACCUUUGGACGCAACAUCUCAAGUUCUUUCUUCCUGUUUUAAACUACGGAGAGUAUUCAGCAGUUCUGGGAGGGUUGGCUCUGAUUGGAUGGAGAAUUCUCCCUUACAUGUUGCGUCCAAUGGAAUGAAAAGGUCGCAUUGUAGCUCUGGAAACCUUGGGUUGAUGUGGAUGGAUAGAAAAGAUAGACUGGAUAAUCUUGAUUCUGUCUCGGAUGUCUCCAACCAAUUUUCUGAAGAGGAAGAAGACGAUUUAUUUCCGGAAGCACCAGAGAUGCUAAAUGAACGAGAACUUUUGAAAGACGGAUUAAAGUCGUAUCGUAGGUAUGUUCGAAUAGUGAGCAAGCAAAUGGUUGGGAUAUAUGUAUCAGUUUGGGUGCGCAGAAGGUUGAGGAGACACAUAGAUAACUUGAAAGUUUCUCCUGUUGGAGUUGGCCUUAUGGGAUACAUGGGUAAUAAGGGUUCCGUUUCUGUUAGCAUGUCUCUUUUUCAAACGAGGCUUUGCUUUGUCUGUUCUCAUUUGACCUCUGGCCAAAAGGAUGGAGAUGAACAGAGGCGCAACUCUGAUGUGCAAGAGAUAUUAAGACGUACUAAUUUCUCAUCCGUCAUUGAUGUAGAUCAAUCGCAGACAAUUCCUUCUCAUGACCAGAUAUUCUGGUUUGGGGAUUUGAAUUACCGUCUCAAUAUGUUGGACGCAGAGGUAAGGAACCUUGUGGACAAGAAACAAUGGGACGAACUUCUGCACAGUGACCAGCUAAGCAAAGAACUCCGAAGUGGGCGUGUGUUCGAGGGAUGGAAAGAGGGUCCCAUAACCUUCCCACCCACUUACAAGUAUGAAUUCAACUCAGACAGAUACGUAGGUGAAAAUCCAAAAGAAGGGGAGAAGAGGAGGUCCCCAGCGUGGUGCGAUCGAAUACUAUGGCUGGGGAAAGGCAUAAAGCAGCUUUCUUAUAUGAGAGCAGAGAUAGGAUUGUCGGACCAUAGACCUGUCAGUUCGGUUUUCUUGGUUGAAGUUGAAGUUUUUAACCGUAGGAAGCUCCAAAGGGCUCUCAAUUUCACAACUGCUGCAGUUCAUCCCGAGGUUUUGCCUUGAUGAACAGGGGGGAUUAGAACUUUAGCAGAUGGGCAGGACAUAUACUUCAACCAUGGGAAUGCCGAAUGCAAGCUUUUUAUUGAAGGGAGACAGUUUUAAAGAAAAGACUACUGUAGUUUACAAAUACAGAGACUAGCAGAUGUGAAAUAAUCCUGGGAAUUCCCAUAUGCUCAGGACCUUAGCAAGGAAACCAACAAAGGUGAACUGUACUAAUUACCCAGAAGGAAUUCAUUUAUGGAAGUUGUGAGUUCAAAAUAGAAUCUGUCAUAUACUAAUAUAUACGAUCUCAACAGUGACCUUAAACUGUUAGGGAUGAAGGUAUAUGUAGCAAUAUAGUGAACCCUGUACUAACUCGGCUUUCAUUUUUUUUUUUUUUUCUUUCUGUUUGAAUCAUAAGGACCUUGGGUGUGUACAUAGUAGAUCUCUCUUCUUCUUUUUU
Rhododendron vialii is the source of this 3769-nucleotide messenger RNA. RefSeq names its product type I inositol polyphosphate 5-phosphatase 2. Gene Ontology annotation, molecular function: phosphatidylinositol-3,4,5-trisphosphate 5-phosphatase activity; inositol-polyphosphate 5-phosphatase activity; phosphatidylinositol-4,5-bisphosphate 5-phosphatase activity. The transcript has 11 exons. Bases 1456 to 3330 code for a protein of 624 amino acids. Gene Ontology annotation, biological process: phosphatidylinositol dephosphorylation. NCBI's taxonomy places the organism in Eukaryota, Viridiplantae, Streptophyta, Magnoliopsida, Ericales, Ericaceae. The record is from RefSeq and is a predicted model, not a curated record.